Limulus polyphemus (Atlantic horseshoe crab) is the source of this 1127-nucleotide messenger RNA. It is a transcript of the gene mRpS34, whose product is annotated as 28S ribosomal protein S34, mitochondrial-like. Lineage: Eukaryota; Metazoa; Arthropoda; Merostomata; Xiphosura; Limulidae. Gene Ontology annotation, cellular component: mitochondrion; mitochondrial small ribosomal subunit. Gene Ontology annotation, biological process: mitochondrial translation. Bases 148 to 720 code for a protein of 190 amino acids. The transcript is spliced from 3 exons. Gene Ontology annotation, molecular function: structural constituent of ribosome. The record is from RefSeq and is a predicted model, not a curated record.
ACAGGCUGAGAGGGCGCUAUAGUUUUCCCGAAUGGUUGAAGAGUGAUGCCCAUAAGUUUAUAAAUUUUAGGUAGUAAAGCUUUAUUCUUUCUAGAAUAUUCUGUUUCACGUCAUUAACAAAUACAAAAGUUGUGUUGAAUAAAAAAAAUGCCUAUUACAUAUAUAGGGAAAACCACCCAUUUUAAGGGGAAGACGCUGUUUGAAAUUUUGAGUAAUCUAAAAAAUUUUGGUGUCGGAAGGUUAGUUGUCCGAAGUGCCUUUCAACGAUAUCCUGAACCGACUUUUUACAUUAUUAAAAAAGUGGAACCACAAAUGGAUGAAGAAAACAAGUUUGGCCGAGUGUGGGUUGAAAAAUGUUUCCGGGGAAAAAAAGUCCCAGGGGUUAGGGAAGUCACUACAUCUUAUAAACCAGAUUUUUGCUUAAUUUCAAAAGAGGAUGAAAGCUAUUACCUGAACUAUGAACUCAAAGAACCGAAGGUGGAAAGAAUUCUACCAAGAGAAAUUCCGUUCCCUCCCCUUCUUAGGGAAGUUCUACUUCGAGAACAAAAAGGACAAGAAGGAGUCAUGGAAAAUGAACUAAUGUUGGAGUUGCAUUACAGGAAACACGUUCUGACGAACUACAGAGUGGCAGAUAAAGGUGAAACUCCUUCAGAAAGUUUCAGGUAUCCAGGUCUUAGUCCCGAGUUUCUUGAAGGAAUCAAAGUGAACUACAAUGCGUGAGCAUUGUUUCAGUGGAACUUUAGACAGAAUAGACAUAACAGGUUUGAGAAAUUAAAUAGACUGCAACUGGUUGUCAAGACAACGUUUCAGCUUCCAUACUGAGGCCUUCUUCAGUGUAGAAUUCUUUUUUUUUCUUUCAACAGGCACUUGUAGUCCAUUAAAGAUCUCGUAUAUGAGUGUUAUUGUUUUUUUUUAAUAUUCUGAAUCAACAGUUUAAAGGUCGUAUGCCUAGAAAAAAAAUCUGCGAACAAGAAAUCAAGACUUGAACUAUGAUGUAGCCUUCAAAAUUUAGAUUCUGUUAAAAUUUGCAUAAUUAAUCUUUUCGUGACGACACCUUAGCUGAAGUAGACGUAAACAGUUUACACUUUAUGAUGUAAUUCAGAAAAUAAAAUUACGUCAACCAAGAG